Tarenaya hassleriana is the source of this 1348-nucleotide messenger RNA. RefSeq lists its product as uncharacterized. The record is from RefSeq and is a predicted model, not a curated record. NCBI's taxonomy places the organism in Eukaryota, Viridiplantae, Streptophyta, Magnoliopsida, Brassicales, Cleomaceae. The transcript is spliced from 3 exons. Bases 40 to 1068 code for a protein of 342 amino acids.
GACCCAGAAAAUUUCAACACAUGGUGUCGCUCCGUUACUAUGGCGCUCGAGGGUCGGAACAAGAUGGGUUUUGUCACUGGCGACGUUCCUCGACCGGAUGAUGGAGAUCCCGACGCUCAGCUUUGGUACAGGAACAAUGUCGUUGUAAGUUCCUGGCUUAUUAACUCUGUCUCGCCGACAAUCGCUCCUAGUUUGUUAUACCACAGCACUGCUCGUGAGAUUUGGUUGAAUCUCGUUCGCCGCUUUAAGCAAAGCAACACUUCACGUCUUUAUGGCAUUAAACAACAGCUUCAUAGCUUGCGCCAAGGAUCUCUCGAUGUGACAACCUUCUACACCAAGCUCCUGACCAUUUGGGAAGAGAUCAAGGCUUUGAAGCCUGUUCCUCAUUGUAAAUGCGGGAACUGUUCCUGCAACAUCUCCCAGGACUGGAGGGUGCAGAGUGAACGAGAUUUUGUUAUUGACUUUCUCUUUGGGUUAAAUGAUUCCUAUGAUGCCAUUAGAAGCCAAAUCAUCAUGUUGGAUCCUCUCCCUGAUCUUGAGAAGACCUUCCAUCUUAUAACCCAACAUGAGCAACAGAGAUCCAUCAAGACACCAGUUAUCUCUGAUCUGCCUGUUCUUCAAGCCUCUGUUUCGGUGGAUCUUCCUCCUCGCCCUGUUGCUGCUAUCUCUGGUUCUGGUUUCAGAGGCAAGACCAGACCCCUGUGUACCCAUUGCGGCCUCCAUGGCCACACUGUUGCCAAAUGCUACCGACUCCAUGGCUUUCCCCAAGGAUACAGAUCAUCUUCUCCGGUUGCUGUUCGACCAUCCAACUCUUCUGCUCUAAGAGGCGGCGGCACUCAACGUUUUUCUUCAUUCUCUGGUAAACAUGCUGUUAACACUGUUUCCUGUGAUGAUCAACCACAUCCAGUCCCCGACGUCAACAGCAUGACUGUCGCUCAGAUACAUCAUCUCUAUAGCCAAAUCACCGAGAAGAUGAACUUGGAUUCUCGGCCAUCUAUUACCGGACGUGGUGCUCCUGAUACUUCGAACUCUGGACACCAUUCAAGGUUUAACGAUUGGCACUGCUAGACUGUUUCAGAAUCUGUAUAUUCUGGAAUCUGCAUCCUCUUCUCUGAUACUGAUCAUUGUGACACCUGCCAUUUUGCGAAGCAAAGGAGGUUGCCAUUUUCCCCAAGGAACAACCUCAGUGCGGCACCUUUUGACUUGAUACACCUCGACGUAUGGGGGCCAUUUUCCGACAUCUCUGUAGAUGGGUUUCGCUACUUUCUCACUAUCGUAGACGAUUGUUCUAGGACCUCUUGGGUGUAUCUCCUUUAGAACAAAAGUGAUGUUUUGCAAGUUUUUCACA